Messenger RNA from Megalops cyprinoides (Indo-Pacific tarpon), 2976 nucleotides. RefSeq names its product myoneurin-like. The record is from RefSeq and is a predicted model, not a curated record. The transcript is spliced from 8 exons. Gene Ontology annotation, molecular function: protein binding. The coding region runs from base 79 to 1926 and encodes 615 amino acids. Lineage: Eukaryota; Metazoa; Chordata; Actinopteri; Elopiformes; Megalopidae.
CCCUUCGUGACGCCAUCAGAAAAUGGCCGAACACUAGUGCGAGAAAUAAAGGUGUAAGGUAUCGCCGUCGUCUCCAGCAUGCCGCCUCUUCACCACGGCGAGCGGCUUCUGUUCCGCCUGAAGCAGCAGCAGCAGAGCGGCCGUUUCUGCGACUGCACCGUCGCCGUCGGGGGGUCCCGCUUCCGCGCCCACCGCAACGUUUUGGCGGCGUUCAGUGAAUACUUCAGCUCCCAGUAUCAGGCCGCAGGGGUAGGUGAUCCCACCACGUCCCUGGAUCCGGAAUACGUGAGCGAGGAAGUGUUUCAGAAGCUGCUGGAUUACGUUUACACGGGGGACCUAACCAUCGACAGCAACAACGUGGAUGACAUAACCAAGGCUGCCACUUUCCUCAAGAUGGAGGACAUCGUCUCGCAGUGCGUCCUUCUUCAGGAAGACGUGAAGCCCUUCUGCGUCAGGGUGGAGGAGACCAACGACUGCCAGCAGGGGGCGGAGUGUGAGCCGGACACCCCCGGCCGGGACGCCUGCCACCCGGCUGAACCUGAGGAGGCCAGCGAUCCGCCCGAACCAGAGGAAGUGUCAGUCCACCAUCGGCCCGAAACAGAGGGGGAGACGGAGGGCGAGCGGGGGUGCCCGGAGCCCCCGACGCGGGAAGAGGAGGCGGUGGCGUCAGCGCCCAAGCCCAGGACGUCGAAGAGGGGGAGGAAGCCCAAGGUCAUGUUUGACGCCAGCCCCCCCCAGGCACUGUGCACUGUGUCUCUGCGCAGGCUGACCCGACAGCAGAUCCCACGGACCGCCCGGACCUUCGCCGACGCCAACAACGCCCCCCCGGGCCAGGCGGAGGGGCGGGAGGAGGGGGCUGCGCCAGCGACGGGGGGCGAGGAAGAGGAGGAGGAGGAGAUGGAGGGGGGAGACCCAGCGGAGCACAAGCCACCCUCUCGGAAGGCUCCCCUGAAGAGGAGGGCUGCGAGGAAGGGCAGCCGGCUGAAGGAGAACUGCAAACGCGCCCCGGCCGCCACCGCCGCGCGGAGGGGCCGCAGGGGGCAUCUGGACGGGGAGCUGAAGCUGAAGCUGAAGCCGGAGUGCGACACCUGUGGCCGGACCUUCUCCGAGUCCAGCAGCCUGCGCAGGCACAUGCGCAUACACAAGGGGGUGAAGCCCUACGAGUGCCACCUGUGCGGCCGCGCCUUCCGGCAGGGCAACCAGCUGAAGACCCACCUGCGCAUCCACACGGGAGAGAAGCCCUACCAGUGUAAUCUGUGUGACAAGGGCUUUGCCCAGAAGUGUCAGCUCGUCUUCCACUGCCGCAUGCACCACGGGGAAGAAAAGCCCUACAAGUGUGAAGUCUGCGGUCUGCAGUUCGCCACGUCCAGCAAUUUCAAGAUACACAACAGGAAGCACAGCGGAGAGAAGCCGUACGAGUGUGACCGCUGCGGGAAGCACUUCGCCCAGGCCAGCACCCUGACCUACCACAUGCGGAGGCACACGGGCGAGAAGCCCUACGUGUGCGACACCUGCGGCAAGGCCUUCGCCGUCUCCAGCUCCCUCAUCACCCACUCCAGGAAGCACGCAGGAGAUUCCCCUCACAUGUGUCUGAUAUGCGGGAAAGGUUUCUUGUCCUUAGAAGACCUCAACAAACACCUGCUGUGUCACACAGGUGGGAAGCGUUUUGAGUGCGAGUUCUGUGGGAACAGCUACACGGACGCGAAGUACCUGAGGAAGCACAAAGUCAAAGUACACAAAGAGGAGCUCCGCCAGGACCCCGUGCACGUCUCCUUCCCUAUGAACAUCCCCAUCGACCACCAGACGCUCAUCUCCCGCCUGCCCCCGGGACCCGGCACGGCGGAGCUGCUGACGAGAGCCGCCGCCGCCGCUGCAGCCGCCAGCCAAUCGGAGGUGCAGAUCGCCCUCCUCCAGCCAAUCAACUGAGACCCCCGUCCACCGCGCUGCUCCUUGUUCCUCUCGGCGCCCCGCCCCAGCUCUCCGUGGAACGCUGUACAGAGCAUCCCGUCUUAGAUGCCCGUAGGAGCCGGACAGGUUAUAAUACUUUGCCCCAGUCCCUGCAGUGUCUGCAGAGGUGAACUGCUUAGCAUUCUGACUGUUCGCUUUGUGCAGGUACCUGAAAAAAAAUAUAUUAUUCCACUGUAUUUGUUGAGAGCUGCACCCUCUGGGUAGAGAGAAAGGGCUAGGAGGAAGGGGAACGGGUGCCUCAUGCUUGUUAAUAUCACUCUGCACGGGGACUUUAGUGUGGAAUAGUGGGCUGGAACCUGGACUACUGUCAAUAUUGUGGAAUUGAUGCUCAGGUGAGAUGUUGAAGGGGAGAGAGGCGUUCUGUUGCAGUAAAUACCCACCUUUCUACAUAGCUUACAGAAUGUAUCAUUUGUAGCGGAGUGAAGUGACAUUAACUCUGUGGGCAUCUGGUAAGUAAACGGAUAAGGUGAUGGACAGAAUGGAGCUCACCUCAGUUUCAAAUGAAGUCUGUUGGACACUGACACUGCGUGACUUUUGUGUGCUUCGGAAAUGCAACAGAACUCGAAUGUUAUUAUUAUUAACUAACUUCUCAGGAUCAGUAAAAUACAAAUACUUUUUUUCCUCUUUUCUAAAAAUGCCCCUUAGUUUUCCACCUUCUCAAGAAUCCCCAGUGGUGUGAAGGUGUGAAAAAUGCACAUUCAGACCACUCGGAAAUGUUAGUGGAGCUGAACUGCUUAGUGUUGUGACUGUUGCACAUUCUAUGGGUGGUGUUAUAUGUUCAGGAAUGAAAUUCAUCCCCAUGGCAGCGUUCUGCUUGUUUAAAAUACAUAAUCAAAACCCUUGUGUAUUUUUAUUUUAUUUUAAUUUUUUUUACGGAGGGGUUUUUCUUCUGUUCUGAAGGGUUCUCUGUAAGUCAGUCAUAGCAUCUCACAAGUUUGACCCAAACAAAUAAUUCCACUUUAUAUUUUGGCAUUAAAAUAAAAUGACUACUGGAAGUCUUCUGCACGU